Molecule: messenger RNA, 1383 nt
Organism: Lithohypha guttulata
Lineage: Eukaryota; Fungi; Ascomycota; Eurotiomycetes; Chaetothyriales; Trichomeriaceae
Exons: 2
Coding region: 1-1383 (460 amino acids)
Biological process (GO): carbohydrate catabolic process; fungal-type cell wall biogenesis
Molecular function (GO): mannan endo-1,6-alpha-mannosidase activity
Source: RefSeq, a predicted model, not a curated record
AUGCUCGUUCUGCUGUUCGCCGCGCUCACCGCGGCGAUCCAACUCAAUGUUCAAUCCGAUUCAGAUGUCAAAUCAGUGGCGUCUACAAUAGCUUACGAUAUGAUGACCGUUUACACUGGCAAUCAAUCUGGACAAGUACCUGGAUUAUUACCUGGAGGCCUCAACUGUAAUCCAAACAAUAUCGGCACUUACUGCUGGUGGGAAGCUGGUGCUAUGUUUGGCGCAUUGAUUAACUACUGGCAAUACACAGGCGAUUCUUCCUACAAUGAUGUCGUAUCACAAGCAUUACAAUGGCAAAAAGGCGCCGAUUCCAACUUCAAUCCCGCGAACCAAUCUAGGAGUAUGGGCGUGGAUGAUCAAGGAUUUUGGGCUUUCUCUGCCAUGGAUGCUGUUGAAGCAAACUUCCCCGAGGCAGGUGGCAAUGCACCAUCUUGGCUGUCGCUGGCUCAAGCUGUGUAUAAUUUCCAGCUUGACCUGUGGGAUCCCGACACAUGUGGAGGUGGCUUCAGAUGGCAGGUUUUUGCGGUCAAUGCCGGAUACAACCUGAAGAAUGCUGUCUCCAAUGGUGGCAACUUUCAACUAGCUGCACGAUUGGCUUAUGUGACCGGCAACUCCAGCUACGCAGACUGGGCUAACAAGGUCUACGACUGGAUGGCUCAGAGCAAACUGAUGCAGGUUGAUGAUGCUACUGGUAUUUUGUACAUCUGGGACAACACUGACACCAACAAUAACUGCAUCGAUCAGACAAAUUACGUCUGGACCUACAACUAUGGUAUCAUGCUCGCAGGCGCUGCGUACAUGUACGCCUACACAAACGGAGAGCAAGUCUGGCUUGAUCGAGUCAACCUCAUCCUCAAGAGUACCUUCUCCCUAUUCUUCCCAGCCAAAUAUGGCGGAAACGUUCUCUACGAGCUCCAAUGUGAAGAGGCGCUGAACUGCAACGAAGACCAGAAGAGUUUCAAAGCCUACCUUUCGAGAUGGUUGGCCGUAACCGCCCUCCUCGUUCCCAGCACAGCCGCCGAGAUAAACCCCAAACUACUCGCAAGCGCACAAGGCGCAGCAGGACAAUGCGACGGCGGCAGCACAGGUCGAGCUUGUGGAUUGCAAUGGUGGUCAACUACAUGGGACGGCACGACCGGGGUGGGCCAACAGAUGGCAGCACUCUCCGCAAUAGGCGCAACACUUAACAGACAGGAUCUAGUACCAUUAACGACGAAUACUGGCGCAACAUCAAAGAGUGACCCGAAUGCAGGCUCAACCGCGGCCAAAGACCCAACCACCGAGCAUAGCCCGAUUACUACAGGCGAUAAGGCCGGAGUAGCCAUCUUCACCAUUGCUAUUGUGAUAUUGGUCAUUGGUGGCGCUAUCUGGAUCGUGUUAUAG